UUUGCGUACAUAAUUUUUCUUCUCUGAGAGUUGAUAUGGUUAAUAAGUUUCAUGUGAUAACUCACGAGUUUUCUUGCUCAAUUUCGCAAGUGAAUGGAAGUUGUAACUAUCUUGAAUUAAAAAAAAAAUUUGUUCGACCAAAGCGAGUUCAUGAGUAUAUUGGACAUGCAUCCAGUCCGCCCAUAUCAAACUUGUUCACUGAUCUUGACCUAUAUCCCGGCCGCCCACAUAUAACCCGACUCAGUAUCUCCCAGUCCAAAUGCGACCCAACUUGCAAACUUGGCACCUCUAAUAUUCUAACUUCUAAGACCUAAGUCAUUAAAUCCAAUAUCUCCCUUAUCACAUCUUUAUUUAUGUUUUGUUUCUUUAUAUAAUAAAAGCUGACGAAGGAUAAGAAAAUGAGACGGUAGUAUAAUAUUCCCACACUAACGUACACCGUUGUAUUGUACUAAUUUGCAACUGCCCACAAAAUGUCAACGGUUUUGCAAAACCAUUUGCGCUUCUUUCACGAUUGUGGUUAUAUAGGAAGAACAGCCUAACAGCUCACCAAAACCGCCAUCGAGAGAGAGAGAGAGAGAGAGAGAGAGAGAGAUGAAGUUAGUCUGGUCACCAGAAACAGCUUCAAAGGCUUACAUCGAUACUGUCAAAUCUUGUAAACUUUUCCAAGAAUCCGGUGAGGCGGAGUUAAUGUCUGCCAUGGCAGGCGGGUGGAACGCAAAGAUGAUCGUGGAAGUGCGGAUGAAUAUUGAUGCAGAAACGGCAACAAGUGUAGGUCUAGCCAUAGCAGCCCGCCACACCGGUGGUCUCCAUGUUUGCACGGUAUUGGAUGAGCAGUCAAGAUUAGAGUACAUCAAUGCAAUGCAUGCAGCCGGGGUAGCACCGCCCGAAGUGGUUGUUGGGAGGGCUGAAGAUGCAGUGGUUGGGCUCGUUGAUGUUGAUUUUCUAGUGGUGGAUGGGCGGCGGAAGGACUUUGGGAGAGUGUUCAGAUUUGCUAAGUUGAGCCACAGGGGUGCAGUUUUAGUGUGCAAGAAUGCUAGCCAAAGGACCAUGGCUGGGUUCACAUGGGGUGAGGUUCUUAGCAGCACAACACGAGUCGUGAGAUCAGUGGCUUUGCCAGUUGGGAAUGGAUUGGAUAUUGCUUAUGUAGCAAAUAACAGUGGAACGAUGGAUUCCAGGAAGUGCACCAGCCAUUGGGUUAGGCACAUCGAUCAGCAAUCAGGAGAAGAACAUGUAAUCCGACAAUGAAUUUCUACCAGUAACACUAAAUGAAUUAGAUGUGCAGAGAGUACGAUUCAGUACGUUGAAUCGUUACUUUUGUACUAUACAAGUCUGUCUUGAAAUUUUUUCCAAACGUACUUAUGGUUGAAUGGUUAUCUACUUCGAGGUUGAUUAUACAAAUUAUGUGGUGUGGAGAAAUAUAUGGUACACACUUUACAUAUC
Messenger RNA from Rhododendron vialii, 1440 nucleotides. RefSeq lists its product as uncharacterized. The record is from RefSeq and is a predicted model, not a curated record. The transcript is spliced from 2 exons. The coding region runs from base 592 to 1245 and encodes 217 amino acids. Lineage: Eukaryota; Viridiplantae; Streptophyta; Magnoliopsida; Ericales; Ericaceae.